AUGCAGUUCAACUCCAUCAUCGCUACUGUCGCCACUGCCGCAGCCUUCUGGGCUUCCAUGGCCGAGACCAAAUGCAUCCAGGGACCCAAGCGUGCCGGAAAUUCCUGCAUCCCUGACAACAAAGGCUUGCUUACUUGCGGCCCAGGAAAUGAUGGCAACGUCCUUAUUUGCAACGACCAGCUGAAGUGGAAGGUCCACAAGAACUGCCCCUCUGGAGGUUGCUUCGGGUGCGAAUGCAGGAACUGA
This is a messenger RNA of Colletotrichum gloeosporioides, 246 nucleotides long. RefSeq lists its product as uncharacterized. The transcript is spliced from 2 exons. The record is from RefSeq and is a predicted model, not a curated record. Bases 1 to 246 code for a protein of 81 amino acids. Lineage: Eukaryota; Fungi; Ascomycota; Sordariomycetes; Glomerellales; Glomerellaceae.